AUGGCUAAGUUAGAGUUACUACAAUCUAUAAAUGCCCACAAGGGCAUUGUGUGGAAUGUCUCAUGGCAUCCUAAUGGAAAUAUAUUUGCCUCAUGUGGAGAGGAUAAAGUUAUUAACUUAUGGAGCAAGGAAAAUCAAGGAUGGGCUGUGAAGACUAUGUUAGUGGAUGGACACCAAAGGACUAUAAGAGAAGUUGCGUGGUCUCCUUGUGGAAAUUUUUUAGCAUCUGCUAGUUUUGAUGGCACUACAGCUAUAUGGGAUAAAAAGAGUGGUCAGUUUGAAUGCAAUGCUACAUUGGAGGGACAUGAAAAUGAAGUAAAAAGUGUAGCAUGGUCACCUUCUGGGCAGUUGCUGGCUACCUGCGGUAGAGAUAAAUCAGUAUGGGUCUGGGAAGUGGCUGGUGAUGAUGAGUAUGUUUGUGAAGCAGUACUUAAUGCUCACAAUCAAGAUGUGAAAAAAGUUGUAUGGCACCCAUCUCUUGAAGUAUUGGCAUCUGCUUCUUAUGACAAUACAGUCAAAAUAUAUAAAGAGGAUCAAUUGGACAGUGACUGGAAUUGUGUUGCAACUCUAGAGUCACAUGAGACUACUGUAUGGAGUUUAACUUUUGAUAAAACAGGAGAGAGAUUAGCCACAUGCAGCGCUGAUAACACAGUCAAAAUAUGGAAGGAAUAUAAACCUAAUAAUGAGCUAGGUGUUAGUGUAUCUGAUAAAGAAUCAUCUUGGAAAUGUAUUUGUACAUUAUCUGGUUACCACACACGAGCUAUAUAUGAUAUAGCUUGGUGUCACCAUUCUGGUCUAAUAGCUACCGCAAGUGGUGAUGAUAUUAUCAGAAUAUUUAAAGAGGCUGAAGAUUGCGAUCCAGAUGCACCAACAUUUGAUUUAAUUUGUAAAAAAUAUGAUGCACAUUCCCAAGAUGUUAACUGUGUUAAGUGGAAUCCAACGGCUAACAAUGAACUAGUGUCCUGCAGUGAUGAUGGACAAAUAAAAAUUUGGAAGUUUCUUGAUGAAUAA
Pieris macdunnoughi is the source of this 1011-nucleotide messenger RNA. NCBI's taxonomy places the organism in Eukaryota, Metazoa, Arthropoda, Insecta, Lepidoptera, Pieridae. The record is from the annotation of a GenBank genome assembly.